Messenger RNA from Hipposideros armiger (great roundleaf bat), 2301 nucleotides. RefSeq names its product ATPase secretory pathway Ca2+ transporting 2 (gene ATP2C2). NCBI's taxonomy places the organism in Eukaryota, Metazoa, Chordata, Mammalia, Chiroptera, Hipposideridae. The record is from RefSeq and is a predicted model, not a curated record. Gene Ontology annotation, cellular component: membrane. Gene Ontology annotation, molecular function: ATP binding; transporter activity; ATP hydrolysis activity. Bases 108 to 2294 code for a protein of 728 amino acids. The transcript is spliced from 22 exons.
GCUGGGGCGCGCGCAACCAGCCCUGGCCUCGCCGGGGACCGAGACACGCAGGCAAGGGCGGCCGCCGGCGUGACUGCAGGUUGGGCAAGGAGUUUCUGUCGCUCACCAUGGUCGAGACACGCUUCUCCAAGUUCCUGCAGAAACUAGGCUUCUCCCGCGCGGGCCAUCAAUACGAGGCGCUGGAGCGGGGCGAGUUGGAAACCUUGUUUGAUGAACAAUGUGAGUUGAAAGCCAGUGAAAAAGACAAGACGGUGGUAGCUCUGCCACCCAAAGAAGCAAGCAAAUGCCGCCGAGAGGACUUGGCCAAAGCAUUUUACGUGGACUUGCAGAAUGGGCUGUCAGAGUUCUCGGUGACGCAGCGCAGGCUGGUCCAUGGCUGGAACGAGUUUGUCGCUGACAACACUGAACCCAUGUGGAAGAAAUAUCUCGAUCAGUUUAAGAACCCCCUGAUCCUGCUGCUCCUGGCCUCUGCCUUGGUGAGCGUCCUCACGAAGGAGUACGAGGAUGCCAUCAGUAUCGCCAUGGCCGUGCUGAUUGUGGUCACCGUCGCCUUUAUCCAGGAGUACAGGUCGGAGAAAUCUCUUCAAGAGCUGACCAAGCUGGUGCCUCCUGAGUGUAACUGUGUGCAAAGCUGGGUCACAGACCUCCUGGUAGACGAGUCUAGUUUCACAGGAGAGGCUGAGCCGUGCAGUAAGACAGAUACCCCGUUGACGGGUGAGGGGGACCUCACCGCCCUGAGAAACAUUGUCUUCAUGGGGACCCUGGUGCAGUACGGGAAGGGGCAGGGAGUCGUGAUCGGAACAGGGGAAAAGUCUCAAUUUGGAGAAGUGUUUAAGAUGAUGCAGGCGGAAGAGACACCUAAAACUCCUCUACAAAAAAACAUGGACAAGCUGGGGAAACAGCUGACGCUUUUCUCAUUCUGCAUAAUUGGUAUAAUCAUGCUCACUGGCUGGCUACAAGGGAAGCACCUUCUCAGCAUGUUCACCAUUGGGGUCAGGGUCACAAUGGACCUAAGUGAUAUUAAAGAUUCAUAUGUGAGGAAAAAAGAGAUCCCAUUCAGUUCGGAGCAGAAGUGGAUGGCGGUAAAAUGCAGCCGCAAGAAUGAGGUCAGCGGAGUUGGAUAUAACAGCCAAGGGACGGUCUGCCUUUUACCGACAAAGGAAGUCAUCAAGGAGUUUUCCAACAUCUCAGUGGGGAAAUUAGUGGAGGUAAGCCUCACAAGCACCAUGGUAGAACUAUUAUUGGAGCAGGAAGACAUUUACUUCAUGAAGGGGGCCUUUGAAGAAGUGAUUCGUUACUGUACCAUGUACAACAAUGGGGGCAUCCCCCUGCCACUGACACCCCAACAGCGAUCCUUCUGCCAACAGGAGGAAAAGAAGAUGGGGUCGCUCGGCCUGCGGGGUCAGUGCCUGUGGCCCCAGCCCUUAGCUUUACAUUUGCACGCUAACACUGACUUUUCAAGCGCAUUAAUGCAGGGUCCUCAGUCCGUAAGGCGAGAAUGGUCAGGAUGGCAGUCAGGCAGCGUGCUGAUGGAAGUAAAGCAAGUGAGAAAUUUAUUGAUGAGACUUUCGUGCCUCUGUAUCCAGGUAUCUGUCUUCUUCAGGACCAGCCCAAAGCACAAACUCAAAAUCAUAAAGGCUUUGCAGGAGUCGGGGGCUAUCGUGGCCAUGACGGGAGAUGGGGUGAACGAUGCAGUUGCCCUGAAGUCAGCAGACAUUGGGAUUUCCAUGGGGCAGACGGGGACAGACGUUAGCAAAGAAGCCGCCAAUAUGAUCCUGGUGGAUGAUGAUUUCUCAGCCAUCAUGGACAAAGACACCCUCCGGCAGCCACCGAGGAACGUCAAGGACACAAUCCUCAGCAGAGCCCUCAUCCUGAAGAUCCUGCUGUCGGCUUCUGUCAUCAUCAGCGGGACCCUCUUCAUCUUCUGGAAAGAGAUCCCCGAAGACAAGGCGAGCACCCCGCGUACCACAACGAUGACCUUCACCUGUUUUGUGUUCUUUGACCUCUUCAAUGCCCUUACCUGCCGCUCUCAGGUGAGACUGAUAUUCGAGAUUGGCUUCCUCCGGAACCACAUGUUCCUCUACUCCGUGCUCGGGUCAAUUCUAGGGCAGCUGGCCGUGAUUUACAUCCCGCCCCUGCAGAAGAUCUUCCAGACAGAGAACCUGGGAGUGCUCGAUUUGCUGCUUUUAACUGGAUUGGCCUCAUCCGUGUUCAUUUUGUCAGAGCUCCUCAAACUAUGUGAAAAAUUCUGCGCCAGAGCCAAGAAAACCCAGACUCACCAUGAAGAUGUAUAGUCGACCC